AUUAAUUUGCUUUUACAAAUUAUUCCUCCACCUCCGUUUUUCCUUGACCAUUUCAUAAAAUUGUAACUAUUUUAUCGGUUGUUCCAUCAUCAAAACCAAAAUUUGGUAAAAUAUUUAAAAAAUUCAAAGCUUUGUUUCAAAAUUUAAAAAGGAUGGGCUCCAAGAUGAAAUUGCCGGCUCCUUUAGUAAAUUUAGACGAUCGUGCUGAUGUUAUUCUGGACCAAUUGAACAGACAAGAAGCUCUUCACGCUUACGAUCGAAUGCCCAAAUUCAACAAAGAAAGCGCACGUCGAAAUAGGUACAGCAACAUCUUUCCUUACAAAGAUAAUUACGUUCGUCUAAGUCCUGAAUGGGGAUAUGACUGUGACUAUAUGAAUGCUUCUCAUGUUAUUCUUCCAUGUAGACAAUCGUUUAUUGCAACACAGGGCCCUACGUCAAGUACGAUUCCUCACUUUUGGAAGAUGGUAUGGCAGUCUGUUCAUGACCAUGGAAUUAUUGUUAUGCUUACGAGAUUACAAGAGGGUCUUCGUGCUAAAUGCGAUUUAUAUUGGCCUUCAGACCCCGAGGAACCCUUACAGAUAGACGAAUUACUAGUACGUUGCAAUCAAAAAUACGAGGUAGAGUCGGUAGAUGAUUGUAAAGUGCUGGAAUUUGUGUUGGAAAAAGGUCAAGAAAAGAAAACGAUCUACCAUUUCUACUAUACUGAAUGGUCUGACUUUAGAACCCCUAAAGCGAGUUCCAUUUGUUCCUUACUACUAUUUGUUAAAUCAUUAGCUCAUAGAGUCAGAUUUCAUAAGUCUCCGAUUAUCAUACAUUGCUCAGCUGGUUGUGGUAGAACUGGGACAUUUAUGGCACUCUUCGAAAUCAUAACCAGGAUUGAAUUUCGAUUUGCGAGCGAUCAGUUAUUGGAAUCAAUACCUGAAAUUGUUUACUGUCUUCGCAUGCAAAGAAUGCAAUCCGUGCAGUCAGCCGAACAACUCAUUUUCUUGUACAUCAUGUGCUAUGAACUCCUUCAAAUGCCUUUCCCCAAGGUGCCAGAAUUGAAAGCAGCAUAUCCACCCAUUUACCAUAAAAUAAGAAAUUGAUAUUGGACUGCCUCUAUCUUUUCAAUAUUCCUAAGCCAAGAAAUUUUUGAUACACAUAUUCCUCAUCUAUAUUAACUGAGACCAUGGUUUGGAAUAUACUAUUGGUCUAUCCGAUAUUUUUGAUUGAAUUUGACGAAAGAAACCUGUUAACGAAAAAAAUUAGAAGGAUCAACUUGCUCAUAUGCCUCCUUUUACUAUUCAUUCAAGGCAUGCGUUGAAACAAUAUCCUCCACGAACAAUCUAUAAUUUAUUCCUUUUUAUACCGUUUAUAUCUAGGUAGUUUAAAAAAAGAAAUGUCCAAACAUAUAAUUUGUUUCUUCACUUAUUCUUCUUUCGUAAGCCA
Messenger RNA from Schizosaccharomyces octosporus yFS286, 1428 nucleotides. Its product is annotated as protein-tyrosine phosphatase Pyp3. Gene Ontology annotation, molecular function: protein tyrosine phosphatase activity. Gene Ontology annotation, biological process: protein dephosphorylation. Bases 153 to 1085 code for a protein of 310 amino acids. The record is from RefSeq and is a predicted model, not a curated record. The transcript is spliced from 2 exons. NCBI's taxonomy places the organism in Eukaryota, Fungi, Ascomycota, Schizosaccharomycetes, Schizosaccharomycetales, Schizosaccharomycetaceae.